GUAUUGUCCACAAUUGAUUUGUGGAUCCACGGUGCCAACAUACUUAUAAAACGCAGACUUCUGAGUCGGUCUCUGUCCGACACCUUGCUAGGAGUCACGCCUUCAAGUCAGUCAAAGAGUGUAUGCUACAUAUUUUCGCCUCUCUAUCACGAACAUGCCCUCUAUUUUUUCGAAACUGUCUGAAGCUUUAAAGACUGCGACUCCGCAGCAGACUGGACGUCCCAAGAAACGACGACCCUUCAAAAUCGCCCGACCACCCCUGGCGCAUAACAUUCAGUGCUACGGAUAUGCAGUCUCUUCUGAAUGGCUCGUCCGGUUCGCGGAGCAACACUGCCCAGAGGAUCUACCAGAUCGCGAUCACACAGACUAUGAAGACAUUGGCACGACGCGAGCCUAUGAACUCCUUGCAUCUUUGUCGGGCAUCUAUUACUUGGACUACAGAAAUUGUUUGAAUCCCCCGCCGGGAAGCGUCAUCCCUCCAGAGUGGAUCGGUGUGUUCCGCGGUAAAUACGACGAUGCACCCGACGAAGUACUGGAUGCCAUUCAGAUUGACACUGUUCAGGUGUUUUAUGUGUGCUCGGAUAGAGGAGAUUUUGAAAUGCGUCCUACGCAGAAACAGCUCAACACCUUGACCAAGUUGAUUGGGCAUCCACCGCAAUGGUGGGUGGCUUAUGGGCCUGGACCCUGGUAGGGGUUUCUGGAACGCCCUCUAUCCCUCUCAUCGUGUACUCUACCCUAUAUCCAUCACGGUUUCCAAUCAUAUGCGAUGUAAAUACAUCUUAUAAGAUUUCACCUAGUUCAUAGCGAAGUUGGGCAAGCUGAAUAUGUGUAUAUGUAUGGACUAGACCUGAUGUAGCGUCUAACAUAGGGUGUAUAAGUACUCUCAUGUAUAGAAUAUUAAUAUUAGAAGUUUAGAACGGUCAGGCUCUUGGGCACUGCGCAGUAAUUGCUAGCAACGUCGACCGAAAGUACCUUGAAGGACAGUGAACAUUGCAGAGCCCCUCGGGUAAAAUUAAUCUAUGAUUUUAUGGAAAAAUCAAGAUCAUCAAGUCAGGGGGACACAUCUUGGCA
Molecule: messenger RNA, 1071 nt
Organism: Suillus fuscotomentosus
Lineage: Eukaryota; Fungi; Basidiomycota; Agaricomycetes; Boletales; Suillaceae
Exons: 2
Coding region: 155-691 (178 amino acids)
Source: RefSeq, a predicted model, not a curated record